AUGACCACCUCAAUCAAGUCCCAAACGGAGGCUUGUACUCCAUUAAACCAGCAAGUUCAUUCAGUAUUAACCCCAGAAUCUAUGAAUAAGGCUUCACCAUGCCAGUCUGACAAGUCGACUCCUAUUGACUCAACUGAUCACUCUUCCUCCAGUAACCCUCAAGGAGAGAUUUCAAACCAAGAUGAAUUUACGACUCCCAUCAAGAAGAAGAAUCAAAGGCUCGCUCAUUCUCCAUGCAAACCUAAUCAUGGUCAUUCAGAACUUCAUUCCAUUUCAAGUAAUACCAACCAGAGCCUCAAGUCAAAUGAAAGUUCACCUCUCUCUUUUGAAAUUUCUCCUUCAUCCUCUGCAGUGGAGAGCGAGGAGGAUUUAGAAAUCCUGGCCUUUACCUCUCCAAUUGUGGAUCCUCGGACCAAUCACUUUGGAAGGAUUCGUGGAGGAGCAAGAUUGGAAGACAGCCUUUUGGAAGAGGUGGAAGGUGCGCUCAAUUAUUUGCAAAUUCCUUCCAACCGUAAUGAACGAGACUCUGUGGAAAGUGACCUUUCUUCAUUAACAACCAAAAGUACUUGCAACAGCGACGUUUGUUUCACUCCAAGUCCUUCCAAGAGUGUUCAAGAAAAGAGCGAGAAACAAGCAAUACCUGAGUGGAGAAUUAAGGAUGGAAAGGAAGUGUCGUCCUCCUCUAACUGUGAGCUAUUUUCUGCAUUUGGGUCCACAAGAACUCCCGACAAGAGGGUCAAGGACUCACCUUCAUCAAGCUCUUCGAAUGGAACAGGAAGAUUGAGUUGUAGCGCCUCUCCCAACAACAAAUGCAAGGGUGCUUGGUUUAACAAGACUAAUUCCAAUAUGAUAACUCCACAUGCAUCAAGUGAGACCGCGAAUCUCCAAAGAUCACCACUCCACAAAGCGAGCGAGAUGGAUUCAGAAUUGAAAGUUAUUGAACUUGGAGCUGAGAACGGAGGCAACAUCACACGCAUGAACGAGUAUGGCUCAUGCGAUGACAAGCACAUUAACAAAUGGUUUCACUUACAAAGACAUGCUCCUCAUGCGCUUCACGUUCACUGCGCCAUUUUAAAGCAGAAAGCUCCUUGUCCUUCACUUGUUUCAAAUGCUUCCUUAGAUUUUGAAUGCAUGUAUCGACUCAUGAAUCGAGAGGGGAUUAUGUUGACAUCAUUUGCAAGAUGUAAAAGUAAGGCUCGAGCAAGGAAUAUUGCGGCUACGUACAUGCUGAUUCAGCUCUAUCCGGAAUUCCACGGGAAUGUGUUGCAAAUCAUGAAGUACUUGGAUCAGCAACUCAAAGAGAAAAAUGUGAACUUGAGAAAGGUCAUUAUGGACGAGAAUGAUGUUGCACAUCAAGAGAAGACAUUCAAACUCAUUGACGAAAAGGUAAUUAAGGAAGGUUUCAAUCCAGUCUCCAUUGUCAAUACUCAAUCUCCACAAGAAGAAGAAAGAACAAAGAGCAGUGAGAUUUCCAAUGAUGUUGAAUCGUUCUAUUCAUCUGACCAAUCUUUUUCUUAUGGACCAUUUCCAAUGUUUGAUCAGACCACUGAUCUUCUCAUUCCUUUAGAAGAGCCAGUUAAGGUUUUGAAUGAGGUAAUCCACUUGAAAGGUUUCAAUUACCCAACAUGUCGCCAUAAGGAAGAGCCAACUACUGAACAGAAUACGCAGCAAGGUGACAACGGAGUAACAGUUCUCAAGAGCCAUUCUCCUUCCAUUCAUUCCAUCAUUAUGGUUUUAGAAACUCCCAAAGGAGUUUACUUUUCAGAAGGAAAAAGCUUAGAUAUUAAGCAAGCAAAGAGUGAAUGUGCUUGGAAGAUGCUCAACUAUUUGUUCCCUUAUCUCAACGGGAGCUGGGCUCUCAUUGUGAAUCAAGUCGAAAGAUUGAGAGAGCAAAAAAGAAAGGAAAAAUUGCAAAAGAGAGAACAAGUCUUUGGAGCAAAACGAAAGCUCGAUUUCUCCAAUCUCAUGUCCACAGAAUCAAGUUCAGCUUGUUGUGAGGAUCAAGGAACAGAUCACUCCGGCAUGUCUCUCCAAGAGAAACAGUCACUCAUGAGCUCGAACUCUACCAAUGCGUCAGCAGACAUUCCUUCUUGUAAGAGCUGUGCUGCCCUUCCAAUCUCUCCUCCGCACCACAACGGUGGAUAUCCAUUCUAUUUCAUUUCGCGUGAGGGAAUUCCAUUGCAAACACAGCAACCCUUUCCUCCACACAUGAUGAUGGGAGGACCAGUGUAUUAUCCACCUCCUCCACCUUCUCAAUUUUACAAUUCAUACGCUCAUCCUGUCAUCAAUAGCAACUUGUAUCAUGAUCCAUAUCAUAAGUAUCAUCCUGUUGGGUUUCUUUCUCAACACAACAACCCUUACUCUCCUCAGCAUGCUGGUCCAGUUUGGUUUCCUUAUGGAGGAUUUCAAUGUCAGCAACCUCAACCUCAGCAGCCUCCGUUCAAUAAGAACCCUCCAAGGUUUGGAUUAUUCCAGCCAAGUUCAAGGAAGAACGAGACCAACAAACAGCUGCAUCCACACAAUCCCGAGAAUGCUCCCCAGAGAAAGCAUCAAGGUCAAAGCAUGUCACCUCCACGUCAAUAA
Molecule: messenger RNA, 2583 nt
Organism: Naegleria fowleri
Lineage: Eukaryota; Heterolobosea; Eutetramitea; Acrasida; Naegleriidae
Exons: 1
Coding region: 1-2583 (860 amino acids)
Source: RefSeq, a predicted model, not a curated record